CAAAGAAGCCAAAUGGAGUGAAAGUGAGGAACACAAUUCUUUAUUGCAGGUCAUUUUGGGGACGAGUGAUGUUUUGCUUCAUUACAACACUUCCACUUGUGCAUGUCCUCCGAGAGGUGGAUUCCGAUGUUAGGCCCUCUAUGCCAUUACUUUAUGAGAUGAUGGAUAGUGCAAAAGAGAAAAUUGCAGAUGCAUGUGGUGGAAUUGAAAGAAAAUACAUGCCUUAUUGGAAACUAGUUGAUAAGAGGUGGUCGGGAAUGAUGCAUCGUCCUAUUCAUGCUGCUGCUUACUAUCUUAAUCCUAAGUACUUUUACGGGGAUAAGUUUAGCAAGAACCCAGAGGUGAGGAAGGGACUUAUCGAGUGCAUGGCUCGCAUGAUCCCUAAUGUUGAUGAAAGAGCACAAGCCGACUAUGAGCUAGAUGCUUAUAAAGAGAGGUUAGGAGAGUUUGGAUCAGAGAUGGCUUUGAGGACCCUUGCUUUUCGUACUCCAGCCUAUUGGUGGGAGAGAUUUGGUGAUGAGACUCCUUCAUUACAGCGAUUUGCAGUUCGUAUUCUUUCUCUCACUACUAGUUCAUCUGGAUGUGAACGCAACUGGAGUACUUUUGAGCAAGUUCACUCUAAGAAGAGAUGUCGUCUAGAGCAGGAGCGCCUCAACUCUCUUGUUUAUGUCAUGUAUAACAUCAAGUUAAGGGAGAGAAAUAUGAGGAGGAAGGCGCGGAAGUUAGAUCCAAUUCUAUUGGAGGAGGCUUCUACCGAUGACGAGUGGAUCGUGGAGGAGGAGGAUCCUUGUCUUCCAUGA
This is a messenger RNA of Asparagus officinalis (garden asparagus), 800 nucleotides long. RefSeq lists its product as uncharacterized. Lineage: Eukaryota; Viridiplantae; Streptophyta; Magnoliopsida; Asparagales; Asparagaceae. The transcript has 3 exons. The record is from RefSeq and is a predicted model, not a curated record. Gene Ontology annotation, molecular function: protein dimerization activity. Bases 69 to 800 code for a protein of 243 amino acids.